AUGGAGGUCCAUGUUAUGUUAAAAAUUUGUGUGUCCAUUUUUUUGGUUGGUGUUAUGGGAGUGUUUGUGCUUGUGUACAAAGCUCUGAUGAUGGAACCGGAGAGAGUUCGAUCCAUUCUGAGGAAGGAGGGAAUAGGCGGACCACCGCCAACUUUGCUUCUUGGUAAUCUCUUGGAGUUCAGAAAGCGGCAACCCCCGGCUGCACCCAUGUCUACCAGUGAAACCACACUCAACCACAAUUGGGUUGUCACUCUCUUCCCCUUUUUCGAGCAGUGGAGAAAGCAAUACGGUAAUUUGUUCAUGUUUUCACUUGGUAACAAAGUAAUAUUAUAUGUGAGCCAAACUGAUUUGGUGAAAGAGAUAACAACCUACACAUCCUUGGACUUGGGGAAGCCUUCAUAUCUCCAAAAGGAGUUCGGUCCAUUCCUUGGUCAGGGCAUUGUAACUUCAAAUGGACCAACCUGGGCUCAUCAAAGGAAAAUCAUUGCUCCCGAAUUAUACGUGGACAAGGUCAAGGGAAUGAUAAACCAAAUAUUUGAGUCCACCGAUAUACUACUAAAUGAAUGGAAGAGUAGAAUUGAGACUGAGGAUGGAACUGCAGACAUAAGUAUCGACGCAUAUAUGAGAAGUUUCUCUGGAGAUGUAAUCUCGAGAGCUUGUUUAGGAAGCAGUUACAUCAAGGGGAAAGAGAUUUUUGUUAGGCUCCAAACUCUUGAAGAAAUUAGCGCAAAAAAAGUUUCUACUAUUGGGGUGCCUGGUUCAAAUUAUUUUCCUACCAAAGGCAAUAGGGAAGCAUGGGCUUUAGGGAAGGAGAUCCAUGCAUUGAUCCUAGAGGUAGUGAAGGAGAGGAAAGAAAGUGGGAAUGAAAAGGACCUAUUGCAGAUGGUGCUUGAAGGUGCUGAAAAUAGUGAGCUUAGCCAAGAUGAAAUCAAUCAAUUCGUCGUUGACAACUUGAAGAACGUAUACUUGGCCGCGCAUAAGCCCACUGCAAUUGCUGCCUCAUGGUGCCUCAUGCUAUUGGCUUCAAACUCAGAAUGGCAAACUCGUGUACGCACCGAGGUUCUUGAAGUUUGUGGUGGCCAAAUUCCAGAUUUUGAUAUGCUUCGCAAAAUGAAACAGCUAACAAUGGUGAUACAAGAAACGCUGCGUUUGUAUCCGUCUGGACCGGCAUUGUCUAGGGAGGCCUUAAAGGACAUAAAGAUUGGAGGCAUUAACGUACCAAAGGGUGUCAACCUCUGGACCAUGGUGGUCCCAACGCACACUGACCCUGAGAUAUGGGGGCCGGACGCGCUCAGCUUCAAUCCGGAGAGGUUUGCGAAUGGGAUCGCCGGUGCUUGCAAGAUUCCACACUCUUACUUGCCGUUUGGAUUUGGGCCACGGAUGUGUGCUGGACAACACUUGGGCAUGGUUGAACUUAAGAUGUUGAUUGCUCAGAUUCUCUCCAACUUCUCUAUUUCUCUCUCUCCCAACUAUGUCCAUUCACCGGCUCUGAAGAUGGUUAUAAAGCCUAAAUAUGGGAUUAAUCUCUUGGUGAAGAUGCUGUGA
Cornus florida is the source of this 1545-nucleotide messenger RNA. RefSeq names its product cytochrome P450 714C2-like. The transcript has 5 exons. Lineage: Eukaryota; Viridiplantae; Streptophyta; Magnoliopsida; Cornales; Cornaceae. Gene Ontology annotation, molecular function: monooxygenase activity; iron ion binding; heme binding. The coding region runs from base 1 to 1545 and encodes 514 amino acids. The record is from RefSeq and is a predicted model, not a curated record.